Exophiala viscosa is the source of this 1510-nucleotide messenger RNA. RefSeq lists its product as uncharacterized. The record is from RefSeq and is a predicted model, not a curated record. The transcript is spliced from 4 exons. Lineage: Eukaryota; Fungi; Ascomycota; Eurotiomycetes; Chaetothyriales; Herpotrichiellaceae. The coding region runs from base 112 to 1371 and encodes 419 amino acids.
AGAGAAGUAUACUUUUAUCUACAUAUACUUCCCCCCCGAACCCUUUCUUUCCCGCAUUUUGCGCAUAAUCAAAAGCAUAUGGGAAAGGCGGGUUGAGCCUGCAGAAAAACAAUGUCUCCAUCCAUGCCCUCGUGGCUGCAUUGGUACAACAAGCCUUCGUACCUCGACCCUGUAUCCUUCUCGAAGUCAGCAAAUGCAGAUAUCGAACAAGGCAUGGGCUCGGGCUCGAGGCCGUCGUCCAUCAGCUCUCAAUCCGACACUGCUAUCCCAGCUGACUUAUCGCUGGACCGGGUCCUCGCCAACAAGACAUGCAGUCCAUUGUCGCUAUACGACUUCUACAUGUACCUCAAGCACAUAGAGCUGUCGCCCGAGAAUCUCGAGUUCUACAUUUGGUUCAAAGACUAUGAAGCUCGCUACCAACAGCAGUCCCAUCCUGAUCUACCGAGUCAAAUGACACCACUACUCCUCGCGCCCACGGGCGAGAAAUCAGCCACGUACUCCUACGCCGGCGCUAUGACAGAAAGUGAACUCGACGACGAGAAACCCGACUCAGGCGCCGAGUCUGAACUUCAAUCGUACAUCGAAUCUCUCGUCGCCGUAACCCAAGAGACUCGACCCUGCCGCAACCCCAACCCUCUAUUCUGGCCACGGCCCUCAGCAGCCUCAGACCGCACACUAGCUGCGCGCCCCUUCUCGAACCGCGAGGAACUAUCGCACGUCGCAGCCAUGUUCCUGACACCGAGCUCCCCCAAAGAGCUCAACAUCCCGCCCAGCAUGCGCGAAAAGGCGCUCGAGGGAAUCGCGACCUCCGACUCACCAGCCCAUCUCGCCCCCGUAGCCAACCACGUCUACUACCUAUUGCGCAACUGCUCGCACCGAAACUUCAUCAGACUCGGCGUCAAGAACGGCACCUUCGAGACGCUCUGCAUGGUGACCAUUGUCGGUUGCCUAUUUACAGCCCUGGGAUUACUGACAAUACUCCUCGUGGCGUUCGCAUCACCAUCGAUCCACCACUCGUCUCGCUGGCGCGGCCUUGCAAGCGUCCCAUUCUGGGUCAUCGGAUUCAGUUUCCUGUUCGCAGGCUGGCGCGGCAGUUGCUUCUUGUUGCUCCUGUUCUCGCGCCGACAGGAAUUACCCUGGGAGCGACUCGAGGAUAAUGCCAGCACGAAAUCAGGACGCAGUGUGCGAUUGCAGCAACUAUGGCUGGUCCGGUUCGCGAAGAAGUUAAUGAUCUUUGAGCGCAAGAUUAGGGUGAAAGAUCAGGGAUUGAGACAUCUACAAAGGAAGAUUGUUGUCCAGAGUGUUGUUGCUGCUGUUAUCGUCACGGCGGUGUUGGAAGUCGUAUGGCUUGUGCUGCCAAUCUGGAAGUGAGGAUGUCAUGAUCAAUGUGAUAUGAUGUGAUCUGACCUGGCAGGCCGGUGCUGGAUUUCUUGUCUUCUUGUUUACCUCUUAUGUUUCAUUGCGCUAUGAUACCAAGGUGUGCCUGUCCUUUCAGCUUGAUCAAAUAUUC